AUGGCGCUGCCCGGUGGACUAAUCGUGCGGUUCAGAGCGCUGUGUAAUGUUGCCAAAUGUGUUCAUACAGGAAUCAAAACACCGUCUAACUGGAGCAGAGAACAGCGGUGGUACAGUACAACAGCACGAAGCUUUCAGGAUGACGGGACAUCAGAUUUACAGACUAAACAAGAUAACGUGAGCCCGAACCUCUUGAAGGAGUUUCCAGAUCCUAAAAGUCUCUUGAAUAACCUCAUCUCCCGUUCACUGGGAGUCAGCGACACGUCCCAGCUCAUCCAGUACAACUGCACGCAAAAUGCAGGAGUCAAGAAAGCCACUGUCACACUGCUGUGGCCCUGUAAAAUUGAAGAGGAGGGUUCUGCAUCUAAGAAGAUCGAUGCAGAACGAAUUGCUGCAGCUGCUGCUUGUUUGAAGCUCAGAGAAAUGGGUGUAAUUGGUCCAAAUAAUCAGCUCCCUGGGAGGAGAGCUGGCAGGAAAGGAGGGUUACUAUCGCAACUUCAUGAUGGCAAGAAAGACUCUUCUUUGUCUAGAGCGAUAGCGGACUCAGAAAAACAGUGGCUCCCUGAAGAAAACACCUCAAACACCUCUGAGGCUCUUUCCCUCUUUCCAAAACCUAAAGCUCUCCUCAACAACAUCAUGCAGAUGGCCACGUCAUUCAAAAGAAUGGAGGAGAUGGUGAUGUUCAGAACAACAACCGGAGGAAGGCUUAAGAAGUGUGACCUGACGCUGCACUGGCCAGAGAAGAUGACGUUCUCCGCAUCAGCAAACACCCGAGUGAGAGCGGAGAGGAUAGCUGCAGCUCUUGCCUGCGUCAAACUGAAGGAGCUGAAGCUGCUGGAUGAAAACAACAGCCCGCUGUCUUACAUCAAGAAAGAGAGGCUGAAGGAGACUCGAGCGAAGCUGAAAGAGGCUGGAGAGAAACAGAGACGCCCCCUCCCCCUGGAAGUCCCGGAAUACCUGGAGGACCACAUGAGAACUUACUUUGCACAGUACCCUGUGGACACAGAAGUACAAAGGCUUUAUGAGGAGGAAGAGGCUAGAGGACAGCAGACGGUAAACAAGUACGAUGAGGAGGAGGAAGAGGAGGCCUUCACAGACGCCAUCACAGGCAGGCGGUACGCACAGAUGUCUGAGCAUAAUGUCAGGCAGCUCAGCACCCACCUGCAGAAGAUGUGGGAGAGAGCGAACCCUGCACUGAGCGUGGAGCUCCCAGUGGAUGCCCACCGUCAGCAAGUGAUCUCUGCGGUGCAGUCGUCCAGGGUGGUUGUGAUUGAUGGUGAAACAGGAUGUGGGAAAACUACACGGAUCCCCCGCUUCCUGCUGGAGGAGUGUGUGAGAGCUGGUCAGGGGGCCAUGUGCAAUAUCCUUGUGACGCAGCCUCGUCGGAUCAGCGCCGUGUCCGUGGCUCACCGCGUUGCAGAUGAGAUGGGUCCAGGUCUAAAACACUUUGUGGGAUAUCAGGUGAGACUUGAGAGCCAACCACCAGAGAGCAGCGGAGGAGCCUUACUCUUCCUCACAGUGGGCGUCCUGCUGAAGAAGCUGCAGUCGAACUGUUCUCUGAAGGGGAUCAGCCAUGUGGUGGUGGAUGAGGUUCACGAGAGGGACAUCAACACGGACCUGCUUCUGUCUCUGCUGCGCUCCUGCUUAAAGGAGAACCCUGACCUACGAGUGGUGCUUAUGAGCGCUACUGGUGACAAGCAGAGGCUGUCCGAGUACUUUGGGGGCUGCCCGAUUGUUAAAGUGCCCGGAUUCAUGCACCCAGUGAAGGACAGAUACCUGGAGGAUGUGAUGAGAGACAUGGGACGCCCAAUGCCGGUCCAAAAGACGAUGAAGGGAGGAACAGACGAUAUUACACCGGAUGCAGGUUUAGUAGCUGAUGUAAUCGAUCACAUUGACAGACGUGGAGAGCCAGGUGCGGUGUUGUGUUUCCUCCCUGGAUGGCAGGAAAUCAAGGCUGUUCAAGAGAAGCUGGAGGAGAAGCGCCACUUUUCCUCAGCCUCACACUUGAUCUUGCCAUUGCACUCAAGUUUAUCAGUAGCAGACCAGCAGGUAGUGUUCCGGCGCCCCCAAGUGGGCCAGAGGAAGAUUGUCCUCACCACUAACAUUGCUGAGACCUCAGUCACCAUAGAUGACAUCGUCCAUGUGGUGGAUACAGGAACUCACAAAGAACAGCAAUAUGACCCACGGAGUAAGGUCUCCUGUCUGGAAACGGUUUGGAUAUCUCGUUCUAACGUCACUCAAAGAAAAGGGAGAGCAGGGCGCUGUCAGCCAGGACAGUCUUACCACCUGUUUCCACGACAGCAGCUGGAAACCAUGGCUCCCUUCCCCACCCCGGAGAUCCUGCGCACCCCGCUGGAGAAUCUGGCAAUGCAAGCCAAAAUCCACAGUCCUAACUGCAAGGCCGUAGAUUCCUUAUCCCAACUGUUGGACAGUCCCGAGCAAGAGGCUGUGAAAGACGCUGUCCAAAAUCUACAAGACAUUGGAGUUCUGGCCAAGACUGAAACCCUGACGCCUUUAGGAGAACGUGUCUCCCGCAUGUCAUGUGACCCUCGUCUGGGCAAAGUGCUGGUCCUGAGUUCUAUGUUCAGAUGUGUUCUGCCCAUGCUGUCUGUAGCUGGCUGCCUGACCAGAGACCCUUUUUACAACAGCAUGCAGAACAGAGCUCUUGUUAACGAGGUGAAAGAGUCUCUGAGCGGCUCCAGCUACAGCGACUUUUUGGUAUUAAUUAGAGCCGUGUUGGGCUGGAGGAGAGUUCAGUAUGAGGGGGGCCGAGAGGACCGGGAUGAAUAUCUGGACAACCACAUUCUGUCCAGGUUAAGUCUUCGAUUCAUCAACGGUCUCAUCAGUCAGUUCAGCGCGAACCUGCAGGAAGCCGGGCUGGUGGCUCGUGCCAACGAGUGCCAGAAUCACUCUUCGAUCUACAACCAGUACAGCAACCAGGAUGAGCUGCUUAAAGCUGUCCUGCUGGCUGGACUCUAUCCCAACCUCAUUCAGGUGAAGAAAGGUGCCAUGACCAAAGGAGGGCGCUUUCGCCCCAAGGGUAUAUCUUUGCGCACCCUCCGUGGGCCAGUCAUGCUUCACCGCUCCUCAGUGAACAGGGGAAAGGAUGAUCUCCCUAGUCGCUGGUUGACCUUCUUCAGCGCUGUCCAGUCAAACGGCUGCGUUUUCAUCAGAGACUCUUCUCCGGUCCAUCCACUCGCCUUGCUUUUGCUCACAGACUGUGAUAUCACAGAGAGAGUGAGCAGAGGCCGAGUGGAGGUCUCAUUUCCUGGCAGUUCUCUGGUGUGCUGCGAGUUGUCUGUUGAGACCUGGGAGCUGCUGUGGCAGCUACGCACUUCCAUUCAGACCAUGCUGUACCGCAACCUCAACAACCCCAGGAGCGCCGGGAACUACGCUUCUCAAGACGGAAAGCUCAUCUCCUUACUUGUAGAUCUGCUCAACAAUACAGAAUCAAACCCUUCUGUUCAGAACCAGGACAGUGACAGUGAGGUGGAUUGAUGACAUCAAGCACUUUGAACGCGCGCAUGUUGAAUCUGCUGGCUGGUACAGAGGAAGCAAAGAGGACGACGGUCUCUCAAUUGUAUGUCGUUGUCGUCUUUUCUUUUUUUAAGUUGUGAGUAGCUGUGUCAAUACCUAAUGUGCUGAACUCGGGACUCUUGGAGAGCAGAAAUCCACAGUGGACUGUUGUCUGCUGCUGUUAUUGUUGAAGUUAAUGAUGAACUUCCACGUGGUGUGAUGAAAUCCAUUGGUUAGGAUUUUGGACUGCGGUUAAUUAUUCAUGGUUAUUUGCUUUCUGAAAAGCAGAAGUUACAUGUUGCCUCGAAGGAUCAUUGGCUAAAACGUCAUUAUAACCGUCUGCAUAGUAUAAAUUCCGUCAUAUUUAUUGCAAUAAACAUUCACACGCUAACAUGAGGAAAGUGGUCCGAUCCUUUUUAUUGUUUUAAAUGAAUUAUUGAACUGCACAUAGAUGAGAAGAUAAACUGAACAUAAGAGAGGACUUGAUUUAAGAAAAGACUUUCAUGAACUGUGUUUGAAAGCUGGAUAGUCGCCUCAGCGCUUCUUCCAUGGUGUCCUCAGAGGUCAUAAUGCAAAAUCUGCAGAAAGAAAGCAGAAUUAAAGGUAAAGAUUUCACUUAUUAUACAUGUUUCAUAACACUUUAUAUGAAGGUCAGCCUCUAUAAUGCAUGAUAAACAUGUUCCUGAAACAUUAUAGUGCAUGUAUAACUUUAUAAAAACUCUUUAUUAAUGUU
Messenger RNA from Cottoperca gobio, 4249 nucleotides. RefSeq names its product DEAH (Asp-Glu-Ala-His) box helicase 30 (gene dhx30). NCBI's taxonomy places the organism in Eukaryota, Metazoa, Chordata, Actinopteri, Perciformes, Bovichtidae. Gene Ontology annotation, cellular component: intracellular anatomical structure; cytoplasm; nucleus. The record is from RefSeq and is a predicted model, not a curated record. The transcript is spliced from 19 exons. Gene Ontology annotation, molecular function: RNA helicase activity; ATP binding; DNA helicase activity. The coding region runs from base 1 to 3498 and encodes 1165 amino acids.